CCGAGCAAAAUUGCGUCACUUCCGCUUCACCACGUGACAGAAGAAGAAGACACCUAAUGUUUGGUGGGAGUUAACUCCUGCCGAGUCGCAACAACAACAACAACAACAACAACAAACUAAAAUGGGCAAUAAGAGGAAAGUUUUAGUCACAGGGUUCGAGCCCUUCGGAGAUCAUGCUGUGAACUCCAGCUGGGUGGCAGUGCAGGAACUGGAGCGCCUUGGACUGGGUGACGCUGUAGAUCUCCACGUGUGCGAGGUGCCUGUGGAGUACCAGGCCGUUCAGAGUCUCCUCCCGUCGCUAUGGGAACGGCACACGCCACAGUUAGUGGUCCACGUGGGCGUCUCCGGCUUGGCGAGCACGGUGACCCUGGAGCAAUGUGGACACAACAAGGGCUACAGACGUUUGGACAACUGCAGCUUCUGUCCUGCUUCUCAGUGCUGCAUGGAGGAAGGGCCCGACUGCAUCAGCUCCGUGCUGGACAUGGACACCGUCUGCAGGAGGGUCGCCGACUCGGGCCUCGGGGUGGCUGUGUCCGUGUCCAAGGAUGCCGGAAGAUAUCUUUGCGACUACACCUACUACUCCUCUCUGUUCCUGAGUAAUGGACGCUCUGCCUUCAUCCACGUGCCUCCGCUGGGGAAGCCCUACAGCAGCCAGGAGCUGGGCAGAGCACUUCAAGCUGUGGUGCAGGAGAUGCUGACGCUCCUAGAGGUGGUUCACCACACAGAGGAGCAGCAGUGCAAACACACACAUCCACACUGACCCACUUGACCACUCUACUUGCUUUAUUCCUCUGUAAUUCCUAAUAGGAUCAUGAUUUAGACUUGAAUGAGAUUAACAUCGGUUAUGGUCAUAAUAUCCAAUUAUGUUAGGGUAAUAAUUCCAACUGAUCUUUGUGUGCUGCGAUAGGGAUGAUAUCAAGCGUGGAUUCUGCUUUGUGUUUAAUAUUUUGUACCAAACUGUGCAAAUUAAUUCCAAUGCCUUGGCACACACCAACAGUCAUGGUGUCUAUUUUAAAAAAAAGUAACAUUUGUUAGUGUUAGUAAUAGUAGAGUAUCAUGUAUACUCAGGGAAUUCAAUGGAUCGCAACUGGACUGUUUGGUUUGUCUUAGAAGACUUUUUGCCUCUCAACCGAGUAGACUUCAUCAGUUCAUGCUCAUAGACUUGGAUUGGUCAGAUCUAGUCUUAAACUUAGAUUGGUUAGAUCUAGUCUUAAACUUAGAUUGGUCAGAUCUAGUCUUAGACUUACAGUAGAUUGGUCAAAUCUAGUUUUAGGCUUAGAUGUGUCAGACACCAGCCUUAAACUGAGAUUGGUCAGAUCCAGUCGUGGAUUUAGAUUGGUCAGAUCUAAUCUUGGACUUGGAUUGGUCAGAUCUGGUCUGACACUUAGAUUGGUCGGAUCUAGUGUUAAAUUUAGAUUGGUCAAAUCUAAUCUUAGACUUGGAUUGGUCAGAUCUAAUCUUAGACUUGGGUUGGUCAGAUCUAGUCUUACACUUAUAUUGGUCAGUACUAGUCAUUGACCUAGAUUAGUCAAAUCUAGUCUUAGACUUAGAUUGGUCAGAUCUAGUCAUAGACUUAGAUUGGUCAAAUCUAGUCAUAGCCUUAGAUUGGUCAAAUCUAGUUUUAGACUUAGAUUGGUCAGAUCUAAUCUCAGACUUGGAUUGGUCAGAUCUAGCCUUACACUUGGAUUGGUCAGAUCUAGUCAUUGACUUAGAUUGGUCAAAUCUAGUCUUAGACUUAGAUUGGUCAGAUCUAGUCAUAGACUUAGAUUGGUCAAAUCUAGUUUUAGACUUAGAUUGGUCAAAUCUAGUCAUAGCCUUAGAUUGGUCAAAUCUAGUCUUAGACUUAAAUUGGUCAAAUCUAGUUUUAGACUUAGAUGUGUCAGACCGAGCCUUAAACUUAGAUUGGUCAGAUCUUGUCUUUGAUUGAUUGAUUGAUACUUUUAUUAGUAGAUUGCACAGUACAGUACAUAUUCCGUACAAUUGACCACUAAAUGGUAACACCCGAAUAAGUUUUUCAACUUGUUUAAGUCGGGGUACACGUUAAUCAAUUCAUAAACUUAGAUUGGUCAAAUCUGAUUUUAGACUUUGAUUGGUCAGAUAUAAUCUUAGACUUGGAUUGGUCAGAUCUAGUCUUACACUUAGAUUGGUCAAAUUUAGUCUUAGACUUAGAUUAGUCGAGUCUAGUCUGAGACUCAGGUUGAUCAGAUCUAGUCUUAGACUUGGAUUGGUCAGAUGUAGUCAUAUACUAAGAUUGGUCAGAUAUAGUCUUAGACUGGUAUUAGUCAGAUCUAUUCUUAAACUUAGAUUGGUCAGAUCUAGUCAUAGACUUAGAUUGGUCAGAUCUUGUCUUCAACUUAGAUUGGUCCGAUCUAGACUUACAUUGGUCAGAUCUAGUUUUAGAAUGGUAAGAUCUAGUCUUAGACUUAGAUUGGUCAGAUCUAGUCUUUGAUUUAGAUUGGUCAGAUCUCGUCUUAAACUUAGAUUGUUCAGAUCUAGUCAAGAGACUUAGAUUGGUCAGAUCUAGUCUUAGAAUUAGAUUGGUCAGAUCUAGUCUUAGAAUAAGAUUGGUCAGAUCUAGCCUUGAACUUAGAUUGGUCAGAUCUAGUCUUAGAUUGGUCAGAUCACGUCUUAAACUUAGAUUGUUCAGAUCUAGUCAAGAGACUUAGAUUUGUCAGAUCUAGUCAAGAGAAUUAGAUUGGUCAAAUCUAGUCAAGAGACUUAGAUUGGUCAGAUCUAGUCUUAGAAUAAGAUUUGUCAGAUCUAGUCAAGAGACUUAGAUUGGUCAGAUGUAGUCUUAGAAUUAGAUUGGUCAGAUCUAGCCUUAAACUUAGAUUGGUCGGAUCUAGGCUUAGAAUGGUCAGAUCUAGAGUUAGAUUGGUCAAAACUUGUCCUAGACUUAGAUUGGUCAGAUAUGUCAAGGCAAAGAACCAGAACAGAUUUGCAUUUUGCUGUAACUUUGUCUUAAUACCACAUACUUUUUAAUUAAUCUGUAUUCAUCUGAUCACCAAUAGUAGCAAACGUUUACAUGGAGGACAUGGAAAAGAAAUCUCUGAUCUCCUUUAAGGGGAGAACACUGAGUCAUUGGUACAGACAUGUGGAUGACACAUGGGUUCAAAUCAGAAGUCAAGAAGUACAAGUCUUCACCGAGCACAUUAACUCAGUGGACAAAAACAUCAAGUUCACGAGUGAGGAUGUCAAAGACAGUAAGUUGCCUUUUCUGGACUGUGACGUCCACAGUGGCGAGAACAGGGGCCUCCAUGUUGGGAUUUACCAAAAAUCCAGACAAACUGAUCAAUACCUACUUUUUGACUCACACCACCCACUGGAACACAAGCUGGGAGUUGUUAGAACCCUACAACCCAGAGCUGGUAAUGUUCCUACCAGCCCACAGGCCAAAGGGAAAGAGCAUAGGCACUCUAUAUGUAUCAGGUCUAUGUGAGAAACUCAGAAGAAUUUGAACCAACACAACGUCCCAGGGAACACCCUGAGACAAGUCCUGGUCCAUCCUAAAGACCAAACACCCCACACCCACAACAACAAUCUGGUGUAUGCUGUCCAGUGUAAUGAUGAAUGCACUGUACUGACUCAUACUGGGGAAACAAAACAACCACUAAGCCGACACGUGGCACAGCAAAGGCGGGAAGACUCUUCAGGCCAAGACUCAGUUCUGUACCUGCACCUCAGGGAGAAACAGCACUCCUUUAACAACAAAAAUGUACAGAUUCUGGACAGGGAGGACGUAUGCUACGAAAGAGGAGUGAGGGAAGCCAUCUACGUCAAGGUUGAAAAACCAUCCCUCAACAUACUUGCCAACCUUGAGACCUCAGAAUUCGGGAGAUGGUCGGGAGGGGUUGGUGGUAGCGGGGGUGUAUAUUGUAGCGUCUCGGAAGACUUAGUGCUGCAAGGUGUUCUGGGUAUUUGUUCAGUUGUGUUUAUGUUGUGUUACGGUGCGGAUGUUCUCCCGAAAUGUGUUUGUCAUUGUUGUUUGGUGUGGGUUCACAGUGUGGCGCAUAUUUGUAACAGUGUUAAAGUUGUUUAUAUGGCCACCCUCAGUGUUACCUGUAUGGCCGUUGACCAAGUAUGCCUGGCAUUCACUUAUGUUAGUCUGUAAAAGCCGCAUAUAUUAUGUGACUGGGCCGACAUUCUGUUUGCAUGGAGGAAAAGGUUGUAAAAGACGCUAAAGGCACGUCCCCGAUAUUGUUGUCCGGGUGGAAAUUCGGGAGAAUGGUUGCCCCGGGAGAUUUUCGAGAGGGGCACUGAAAUUCGUGAGUCUCCCGGAAAAAUCGGGAAGGUUCUAGUCUUGGAUUUAAGAUUAGUCACAUUUAGUCUUGGACUUCGAUUGGUCAGAUCUAGUCUUAGACUUAGGUUGGUUAGAUCUCGUCUUCGACUUAAGAUUGGUCAGAUCUAGUCUUAGAUUUAAGAUUGGUCACAUCUAGUCUUAGACUUCGAUUGGUCACAUCUAGUCUUAGACUUCGAUUGGUCACAUCUAGUCUUGGACUUCGAUUGGUAAGAUCUAGUCUUAGACUUCUAUUGGUCAUAUCUAGUCUUAGGCUGAACAGAGGAAGUGGUCUGUGACACUGCCUGUCUACCACAUACAACACUGUCCUUUCAACCAUUCCUAGCAGACUUUGCAAUUUAGCCUCCAACAAAUAACAGGAGUUAGAAAUAUUCUGCUCACAGAAGGUGACUAGAUGCCGUUUGUUUACAACUGAAUGGAAUGCUAACGUGGGGGAUUCCGACUAUUUUGGACUGGUAUUAGUCCAUCCACAGCAAUCGUUCUGCCACACAAUACCUCAAUGCUAACGAGGGGAAAUGACACUUUUGCCUCAAAACAGCUCUUUUUCUCACUAGAUAGGACAGAAACAUUCUUGCCCAGGCACACCCUAAAAUUGGGGGUUUUGGCACCAGCUGCUAGACUUGAAAAUCUAAGUCGAAGACUCGAUCUGACCAAUCUAAGUCUAAGACUAGAUCUGACUAAUCUAAGUCUAAGGCUAGAUGUGACCAAGCUUAAGUCUAAGACUAGAUGUGGCCAAUCUAAGUCUAAGACUAGAUAUGAACAAUCGAAGUCUAAGACUAGAUCUGACCAAUCGAAGUCUAAGACUAGAUGUUACCAAUCCAAGUCUAAAACUAGAUGUGACUAAUCUAAGUCUAAGACUAGAUGUGACCAAUCGAAGUCUAAGACUAGAUGUGACUAAUCUAAGUCCAAGACUAGAUGUGACCAAUCUAAGUCCAAGGCUAGAUAUGACCAAUCGAAGUCUAAGACUAGAUAUGACCAAUCGAAGUCUAAGACUAGAUCUGACCAAUCGAAGUCUAAGACUAGAUGUGACCAAUCUUAAAUCUAAGACUAGAUCUAACCAAUCUUAAGUCUAACACUAGAUCUGACCAAUCUAAGACUAGAUGUGACCAAUAUUAAGUCUAAGACUAGAUCUGACCAAUCGAAGACUAGAUGAGACCAAUCUUAAAUCUAAGACUAGAUGCGACCAAUCUUAAGUCUAAGACUAGAUCUGACCAAUCGAAGACUAGAUGAGACCAAUCUUAAAUCUAAGACUAGAUGCGACCAAUCUUAAGUCUAAGACUAGAUCUGACCAAUCGAAGACUAGAUGAGACCAAUCUUAAAUCUAAGACUAGAUGCGACCAAUCUUAAAUCUAAGACUAUAAUCUGACCAAUCGAAGUCUAAGACUAGAUGUGCCUAAUCUUAAAUCUAAGACUAGAUCUGACCAAUAUAAGUCUAACGACUAGAUCUGACCAAUCUAAAUCUGAAUUCUAGCACAAUCAUUCGAGCCAUACUGUUUUAUUUGUUAUGUUGUUUCAAUGACUCUUGUAACAAUGUUUGAUUCAUUUUUGCUGCUUUUGUACCCGGAAAACAAAACAGUAAUUGUGAACUCAGGGAUGGAAUACUGAUUAUGCAAUCAAUUUAAUGAUUAAAUGUGACUGAGCAUGUCUGCAUAAUAUUAAAACUGAUACAUCUUC
Nerophis ophidion (straightnose pipefish) is the source of this 5971-nucleotide messenger RNA. Its product is annotated as pyroglutamyl-peptidase 1-like. Bases 122 to 760 code for a protein of 212 amino acids. Lineage: Eukaryota; Metazoa; Chordata; Actinopteri; Syngnathiformes; Syngnathidae. Gene Ontology annotation, cellular component: cytosol. The record is from RefSeq and is a predicted model, not a curated record. Gene Ontology annotation, biological process: proteolysis. Gene Ontology annotation, molecular function: pyroglutamyl-peptidase activity. The transcript has 5 exons.